UUCCGCUAAGGAAGACAACUUUUGUUUUGGUUUUAGAGAGGCAGGUGGUGUGAAGAGGAAAAUGUCCUCUUUUUCCGAUAGCAACUUUGUUAAGAAACUCGGAGAGUUAAAUAAUACACAGCAAAGCAUACAGACACUCUCACUUUGGUUGAUUCAUCAUCGCAAACAUUCCAAAACCAUCGUUCAAGUAUGGCUCAGAGAGAUGCAAAGAGUGCGUGCCACUCAUAGAUUGACCUUUAUGUACCUGGCAAAUGAUGUCAUACAAAACAGUAAAAAGAAGGGUCCAGAGUUUACAAAAGACUUCGCAACAGUUCUACCUGAUGCCUACAAAAUAUCUACAAAAGAUGCAGACGACAAAGUUAAAAAAUCUGUGGAUAGAAUCUUGGGUAUAUGGGAAGAAAGAGGUGUUUACAGCAAGAAUUUCAUCGAUCAAAUGCGUCAGAGCAAACCUGGAGCGCCUUCUGUCUCAGACUCUGACUUGAAAUCCCAACGCAAGAAAAAGGUGGAGGAAUAUGUAGUGACACUCAAGAAGAAGGGGUUCAAAGUACAAAACAAUGAAAAAACCACUCCCCCUGCAAAGAGGAAGAAGAUGGAUGAAAUGCCUUCUCUUCGGGAGGAAAUAGAAGCAAUGCCUAAAGAUGAAAAUCCAGUAGUUCCAGAUGCGGAAGAGCUAGUGAAGAGACUAUCUGACUUGGAACAUUCAGCAUCUAGUGAUGCGGCUGUGAGAGAGAAGAUAGCAGCCCUACCACCAGAGGUCUCUGAUGUCAACCACUUGACCAAAAUCACGGAUAAGGAAACAGCUGUGAAAUUGUUCCGUCAGGUGGAAGAUGCCUGUAUUUUGUUGUCGGAAUACAACUUCCGUCUGAAUGCCGAACUAGAGGAGAGGAAACAAGUGGGGAAAAUGUUGCGUGAUUUUCUAAUGUGCCAAAAAGAACAUGUUGUGAAAGGAGAAGAAAAACUACAGGAGUCCAAACAGCGACUUGAAAAAGUGGGUGUGGUCAGACAAGAGCUGAUGUCUCAUAUAAGGAAUCUCCCAGAUCUGUCCAAACUUCCAGACCUAGGCGGGGGCUUGGCACCCCUCCCUUCAGCUGGGGAUCUAUUUUCACAAUGAUGGUGCAACUUUUACAUUUGUGCAUAAGAGAAUGGUGUAAAUGAUGGAAGUGAUUGAAGAUGAUGGUAAAGAGAAGUGGAACAAGUUCCUAUGUCAGUAUGAUGAAACCCUAAACUGUGAUCAUGCCAUUUGUUACCGAUUCCGUGGUGUCAUGUCGACGGCAUUCACUCUGAAGUGUGUUGCACAGUUCUAUUAUGAUUGACAUAAUCUGAUGUGCAUGUUGAUGAGAAUUGUAUAAAUGUACAUGAUGUUUGUGUUUUUUGUUGACAAUUUUUUGUUGUCAUGAUUUUGUUAUUCCCCGCAGUGGCUGAUGGACUAAGUGCUUACCGUGUGCAGAUCUGUAAAGCAAUUAUUUUAGAUGUGUUUCAAUGUGUCAACAAUGAUGUGUGCAAGUUAUGCAGAUUUUCGUUUGAAAUUUUAUGUUUUUUUUAUAAGAAAUAUUGCUUGCAUUGGAUGAUAUAUUUCUUCCCAUAGAAAUGUAUGAAGAGAAAUAUACGUUGCCAAUAAUCAUGUUUAAAUUGUACUGAGAAAACGAUCAACCUGAUUAAAACCAGAUCUUUGAUCUGCUCCAAUAUUUUGAUGUUACAUUAUAUCAGCCACAUCAGAAUAUCGGAGUGGAUCAAAGAUCUGUUAUUAAUGAGAUUGGAAGACGAUAUUCACACUGAGAGGAUGGCAAACAUGCAUAUUUUCAUUGGAAUAAGUACUAUGACAUGCAAAAUAAAUAUAUAGUUACAUUAUUAAGAUAAGAUUUUUGCAAGUGUUCGAUACACAGCAUGGGCCAGUGAUAAGUAUUUUAAAAGGCAGUAAGCUGUUAAAAUCAAUUAUUGAAGUACGGUGUGUGUGAUUUUUAAACACACAUCUGUUGUAAAAUGCUAUAUGAAUUUACUCCUCUACAAAAUGUGCCCUGUAUUAAGUUUUAUGGGACAAAUCUAAAUGUAAGACUGUUCUCUGAGACAGUGCAGGGUACUGUAGAGGUACUAUAAGAAACAUAUGUACCUGUCACUGUGAUCUUAUCAAUGAUAAAAAAUUUAUAGAUACUUCAGAACAGGAUUGUAAAUUUGAUAAAAACUGAUAACACGUCGAUCUUUAAAGCAUUGGAUCAUUUAAUCUUUUCCUUUUUGUUCUAAAGAAAAAUCAAUAUUUAGAUCAUGAAAUAUUUAAAAUGCUGUGGUUAUCAAACUUUUUGGUUUCAUGUGAUACAAUAGUGAGUUGUGUCCAACUUUAGCAUGUACUUUCAAGAGAAGUAUUUGCUUCUGUUUGUUUGUUACAAGUUCUGCUUCAAGAGGAACAAUAGAUUAAUUCUGAGUAAUGCAUUAAAUACUAUUUACAUGUA
Molecule: messenger RNA, 2444 nt
Organism: Ostrea edulis (European flat oyster)
Lineage: Eukaryota; Metazoa; Mollusca; Bivalvia; Ostreida; Ostreidae
Product: regulation of nuclear pre-mRNA domain-containing protein 1B-like
Exons: 9
Coding region: 62-1111 (349 amino acids)
Biological process (GO): mRNA 3'-end processing
Cellular component (GO): RNA polymerase II, holoenzyme
Molecular function (GO): RNA polymerase II complex binding
Source: RefSeq, a predicted model, not a curated record